AAGGACCAUGUGGCUCAGACGAGGAAAUGAGGAGAAUGUGGCUCGGACUAUAUAUUGUUGUAGUUGGCCAUCCUCCCCUCCGUAGAUCUUAGUUUCACACAUACAUAAAGAUAUAGUCCAGUUGUAUGUCAACAUUCUGCAUGACUUAGUUUGAUAGAAUAAGAUAGAAAAUGGUGAAGAUAACUUUGUUAUUUUUGAUAAUACAAUUCACUCACAAAUGUUUAGCGGAACCUGAAGACACAGGAGCCUCCCAGUUUUGUACACUCAAGUCAGGAGAAGAAUUAAAUGAUGAGAACUGCGGAAGUAAAACAAAGGAAGAAGAGAAGAAGGAAGAAGAAAACGAGGAAAUGGAGAAAUAUGAAAAAAUAAAAUGGACGACUGCAGAUGAUUACAAGUUACGAGAUAUAUUAGACGCGGGAGAUGAUAAAAUUGGAACUAAGCCUAGAGAAGCAAUUAAAAUUUUUUCAGAAUUGUUAGAGUCUCAUCCUAAUUCACAAAGAGCUAGAUACUCGUUAGCAAAGACUUAUCAAGUAAUGGUUUGGAGCUCCAAUUCUACAGAAGAAAAAGAAGAAUUCUGUUCUAAAUCAGUUCAACAUCUGAAGCAUAUUCUUAAUGAUAUAAGCAGGGAAGUGUUGAAUAAACAUGUAGCUGGAUCCGCUACUCAUCUUUAUAUUGAUUUAGCUCAACACGAUUGCAGAAACGGGCAUGAGCAGAUUGUAGAUGCAAUGCAGUAUCAUGAAGAAAUAAAUUCUACCUUAAGUGUCCUCACUUUCUAUGCUAUAGAACAAUUUAUCUGUGGAAAGUAUGAUGAGUGCGCAAAGACAGUAGAAGUUGGUCUAGAGAAGUUUAAAGACGACUUCUUUCUCAAAUUGAUGAAAGCAACGUUGAUGAAGAAAAGAGGAGAUACAAAAGAUGGAAAUAAGUUAAUACGAUCCGUUGAUAUUGAAGAGGUGUUGGAAAAUCUACCUAAAGAUAGGGCUGUAGAAAUGAAGGGAAGAGCUAUCAUGGAUCUUAACUAUUUAUGUCUUGAAAUGAGUAAACAGGGAAAGUCUGCUGAAAUGGAUUCUAUGCUAAAAGAUUCUUCAAAACUUCAUCUUAUUCCAUCAAAAUACCAGAGAUGCAUUGACUACAAUCCAAAGCUGACGGCCAAACCGGUUUGGAGUGUGAAAGAUCUGAAAUCUAAAAACAGAUGGUUGAGCAAACAGAGUUUGGUGACUCCAAACCUCCUUUCAAGGGAGCUGAGCCUAAUCCAAGAUAGUUGGAAGGAUAUCAAGGUGGAGAUUGACCCCCUGCUGCUCAACCUGACCUCUGAGUCCUGGUGGACGGAUAGCUCCAUGCUGGUGAAGAUAGGAAGGAUGCAUCAGUUUAUCUUCUACAGCUGGGGGAAAAAGAAAAGAACCUCAUGUUCUCUAACCCCGAGAAUAUGCAAGCUGUUGAAAAAGUUUGAAGGAGCUAGUAACUGUAAACAAUGCAGUCAGAAGUUAAUUGUUUUGGAGGAAAACACAGACCUGGCGACACACGUUGGACCUACAAACAACAGAUUAAGGUAUAAAAGUUAA
Molecule: messenger RNA, 1559 nt
Organism: Eurytemora carolleeae
Lineage: Eukaryota; Metazoa; Arthropoda; Copepoda; Calanoida; Temoridae
Product: aspartyl/asparaginyl beta-hydroxylase
Exons: 12
Coding region: 171-1559 (462 amino acids)
Biological process (GO): peptidyl-aspartic acid hydroxylation
Cellular component (GO): endoplasmic reticulum
Molecular function (GO): peptidyl-aspartic acid 3-dioxygenase activity
Source: RefSeq, a predicted model, not a curated record